Molecule: messenger RNA, 1444 nt
Organism: Uloborus diversus
Lineage: Eukaryota; Metazoa; Arthropoda; Arachnida; Araneae; Uloboridae
Exons: 6
Coding region: 125-1237 (370 amino acids)
Biological process (GO): hemocyte migration
Cellular component (GO): membrane
Molecular function (GO): growth factor activity
Source: RefSeq, a predicted model, not a curated record
CUGGCUGUCAAUAUGUGUGUGAGAAGUAGUUCUUUUUCCAAAACACAAUCUCUGCGAAUGAAAAAGUGUGAUACCGUCGCCUUUGGAUUAUGUGGGUACUAGUGUUGUGAUUAUUUGGGAAAAUAUGCAUCUGAAGUGUCUUAUCAUCUUUCUCCUGAUGCUGUUGGGAAAUAAUCAAGUAGCAAAUGCCACCAGUGCGCAGAACUUGCACAAUCUACUAAGGCACCCACAUUAUGCAGAUGGACAUCAGCAUUCAAAAUCACUUUAUUCACAGCACACGACGUCAUUUCCUCAGCGAAGUUGGAACUUAGAGAGCCGCUGGACGCCGUCUCUCUCCGCGGCACCCACGUUGAAGACGAGAAGCCAAGAUGGCCCUUCCCUGGGGCCCUGGAAUAGAGUUGUGCCAGGGUACUAUUCCCUGAAUGGAUUCCCUGCAAAGACCACUUCGGCGUCCAAGAGCCCUUUAUUGGACCCAAGGAUAGCUCAAGAACUGAACGAAGUGCGAGAGGCGAACGCGCAUUUCGUCAACAUGCGUUCCGGUGCUCGUUGCGAGAUUCCACGCGCACAGGUGGUGUGUGUGCGCGACCUGUACCCCGAGAAAGAGCUGCUGCCCCGCUGCACACUGCUCCACCGAUGCGGAGACUCCGCGGGAUGCUGCGAGGAGGAAGGGAUGCAUUGUGCGCCCAAAGCGAUCCAAGAAGUUGUGCUCCAUUUUUACGUGUUAGGAGGGGAUCAUCGUUCAAACGAUGUCGAGAAACUACUGUUCGAAAAUCACACUGAGUGUGAAUGUCAGGCGAAACCUCAAGUCAUUUCAGUCACUACUUCUACUACCACCACCACGACAACAGCAGCUCCCAUCACCCCGAAUGUGACGGUGUCACAUGAACAACCUCUUCUAAGGGACCAACAACAAAACAAGUGUCGGCCUUGUCCUAAUCCGUUCUGCAUACGGGAACAUGAGCGAGGGCGCUGUAGUUGCGAUUGCUUCGACAGACACAAACCUUGCAUACGCAUCAAAAGGGGGCGAGAAGCCCUAACCGACACCGAAAGGAGAUGCGUGGAUGCUGGACAUUGUAACAUCCCUGACUGCGAAUAUGGAGCCUAUGACCCAGAUAGGGGCCGGUGCCCUAGAAGACCCGACUACGAUGCCCCCAGAGGACCUGAAGGUCCCUACAAGAGACCUCCUGCGAAUCACAAGAAUCCAAAUCACAGAUGGCUUUACUUCGAAAGGGACUGACCUCACAAUGAAUGUAGCCCUUUCUCACUUCCAUUGUUUUUCAUCAAAAGAAAUCUACAUUUAAAUCAUUGAAAAAGACUUUUUUUUGCAAGCUCGACGGAGAAUUGAUCAUCGUCUGCCAGUUCUACACGUACCUUUACUUUGACUGUUGAUAUACACAGUUCUAUUUAUAUUACAUGAAUUAUUUGAAAUUCACAAUAGAACUUC